CGUGCGCGUGACCAGAGAGCCUAGCACCUCCCUUUCCUCUGCUUCCGCCACUUCCGCCCUGGAGAACAUUUCUCACCCAGGAUUGGUAGAAACCUAAGGGCGCAUGCGCACUGAGAGGAUCCCGAUAAAAAUCGCCUUCAAAAUUGCUUAAAAGGCAAACUCUAACAAUGCGAUCUAAGAGUCGUAGUGACCGGCCAAGAAAAAACGCAAUUUUGAGGUCUAAUUCGAUUAUGACGCAGUUGAAAUUAGCUUCUCCCCCAUGCCCCCCCUUCACGCUUCCGUCCUGACGCAAACGUGGGGCCGCCUUCCGCACUGCGGGCUUGUCCUUGGCCCUGCCCUACUCAGUUUCCUGAAGCAUGCGCAGUUGCUUUUCCGUCAAUUCCUGUCCUGGGCGUACGUCAAGAUGGCGGCGUCUGUAUUAAACACCGUGCUGAGGCGGCUUCCUAUGCUAUCUCUCUUCCGAGGUUCUCACAGAGUUCAGGUUCCCCUCCAGACUCUUUGCACCAAAGCUCCCUCUGAGGAAGAUUCUUUGUCCUCAGUUCCCAUUUCUCCUUAUAAGGAUGAGCCCUGGAAAUAUCUGGAAUCAGAAGAAUACCAGGAGCGAUAUGGUUCUCGCCCCGUCUGGGCUGACUACCGCCGCAACCACAAGGGUGGUGUACCCCCACAGCGGACUCGGAAGACAUGUAUUCGUCGGAAUAAAGUUGUUGGGAAUCCCUGCCCCAUCUGUCGAGAUCACAAGUUGCAUGUUGACUUUAGGAAUGUGAAGCUCUUGGAGCAAUUUGUCUGCGCCCACACGGGUAUCAUCUUCCAUGCUCCAUACACAGGAGUCUGUGUGAAGCAGCACAAGCGGUUGACCCAGGCCAUCCAGAAAGCCAGGGAUCAUGGUCUCCUCAUUUACCACAUCCCCCAGGUUGAACCACGGGACCUUGACUUCAGUACCUCUCAUGGGGCUGUGAGUGCUACUCCGCCAGCCCCCACCCUGGUCUCAGGUGACCCCUGGUACCCAUGGUACAACUGGAAACAGCCACCAGAGAGAGAACUGUCUCGCCUUCGCCGGCUUUACCAGGGUCAUCUCCGAGAAGAGAGUGGCCCCCCACCUGAGUCAAUGCCCAAGAUGCCCCCUAGAACACCAGCGGAAGCCUCCUCCACUGGGCAGACAGGCCCUCAGAGUGCUCUGUAGGAGCUGUAGACCGGGAAGAGAGGCCAGGCGUGGUGGCUCACUCCUGUAAUCCCAGCACUUUGGGAAGCCAAGGUGGGCUGAUCACUUGAUCCCAGGAGUUUGAGACCAGCCUGGGCACCAUGGUGAAACCUCGUCUUUACCAAAAAAUACAAAAAUUAGCUGGGUGUGGUGGUGCACACCUGUAGUCUCAACUAUUGGGGAGGCUAAGGUAGGAUCACUUGAUCCCAGGAGGCGGAGGUUGCAGUGAGUUGCAGUCGCACCCCUGCACUCCAGCCUGGGUGACAGCUAGACCCUGUCUCAAAAAAAAAAAAAAGACUGGGAAGAGAGCUAGAGGGACUAGGAGAUAAUGUGUAUGUAGGUUUAUGUGAUGGGAUAUCACCCUGAAGAGUUGUGUCUUUUGUGACCAAUGACAAAUCCAGGAAAUGAAUGUUGCUGAUAGGGAUAAAUCUUGAGGCUGAGGGCGGGCGGUACAGAUGUGUGUGGGAAACCCCAACCCCUAUAUAUUGUUAAGUAGAUGGGCUGGGCUAAACAUUGUUGCUGUUUCAUACUUCUGCCAACUCAGCUUUUACACAAUAAAGCUCUACUCUCCUGUC
This is a messenger RNA of Gorilla gorilla gorilla (western lowland gorilla), 1773 nucleotides long. It is a transcript of the gene MRPS18B, whose product is annotated as mitochondrial ribosomal protein S18B. Gene Ontology annotation, biological process: mitochondrial translation. The transcript is spliced from 7 exons. Gene Ontology annotation, molecular function: structural constituent of ribosome. NCBI's taxonomy places the organism in Eukaryota, Metazoa, Chordata, Mammalia, Primates, Hominidae. Bases 260 to 1180 code for a protein of 306 amino acids. Gene Ontology annotation, cellular component: ribosome; mitochondrion. The record is from RefSeq and is a predicted model, not a curated record.